AUGACUGAUACACGAACACUUUCAUCAUCAUCGUCUCCUACAACAAAUCAUGUUAAUGGUACAAAUACAGCAUCAUCAUUACCUGCUGAUCUAAAUAAUGUUAAUGGUUUAACAGCUUAUGUUAAUACAAUUUUUCAUCAAAUGGAAGAAAAAUUUCUUGCUGCAAGUGAUCAAGUUAUGAAUCGUAUGAAUGAAUUAGGCAGAAAAAUUGAUACACUUGAAUCAAAUCUUGGUGAUAUUAUUUCACAUUUACCAUCAGAAGAAUCAACAACACCAGGAUCAUCACAAUCAGUAACAGGAACAACAACACAACAAUAA
This is a messenger RNA of Rotaria sp. Silwood2, 318 nucleotides long. NCBI's taxonomy places the organism in Eukaryota, Metazoa, Rotifera, Eurotatoria, Philodinida, Philodinidae. The record is from the annotation of a GenBank genome assembly.